Molecule: messenger RNA, 5782 nt
Organism: Armigeres subalbatus
Lineage: Eukaryota; Metazoa; Arthropoda; Insecta; Diptera; Culicidae
Gene: Ubr1
Product: E3 ubiquitin-protein ligase UBR1
Exons: 11
Coding region: 271-5538 (1755 amino acids)
Biological process (GO): ubiquitin-dependent protein catabolic process via the N-end rule pathway
Molecular function (GO): ubiquitin protein ligase activity; zinc ion binding
Source: RefSeq, a predicted model, not a curated record
UUGCUCCCUUCUCCAUCGCAUAUAUUUUUCUACGGGUCGACGCAUUAGACGGAAGAAAAAUAUUUUUUGCAAAGUGUACAGAAUCGUAUCGUGAAAAUUUUGAAAUUUUCUGGCCAAAUUUGUCCAAGUACCAAGCUAUAGGUACUUUAACCUUGGACACGAAGCAAGAGAAAAAUUGCGACGACAAACAGGAGCUAAAAUUGUAAAAGUCACUCACUAACAAAUAAUACGGGUUUCUACCACAGAUAAAUUACUGCUGAAUAAGCAACAAUGUUUGAAAUUCAGGAAGUGGAGCCCGCUUCGGAAAAUCCGCUGAAAAAAUGGAGAGCCAAAUGCGAAACAAACAGCCUGAGUCAGCUGGAUUUUGUAACCUUCCUGCAGAGCAGUGCUCCUCAAUUCAUUCACAUCGAGCAUAAAUCAAAUUCUGAGUUAGGAAGUUACAAUUUUGAUGAACAAAACGCCAAGCAUGCGGUGAUUGAGCUGAUCGAAAAAUUCAUUUGUGGAGAUAAUUCGCAAACCUUUUUGGAACGGCUUAAAGUAGAGGACAACGUGGCAUCGAUCUGCGGUCGGGUGUUUAAGAUUGGCGAACCAACAUACAGUUGUCGAGAAUGCAGCAUGGAUCCGACAUGUGUGCUCUGCUCUUCGUGUUUCAAGAAAUCGCCCCAUAGACAUCACAAGUACAAAAUGUCCACAUCCGGUGGUGGUGGUUGUUGUGAUUGUGGAGACCAUGAAGCAUGGAAGCGGGAUCCCUCAUGCGACGAGCAUGCUGUAACCGCCGCCGAAACUCCAGAUCACUCUAUCAUUACUGACAAAAUUAGGACGUGCAGUGAAAUUGUUUUCAAAGGCAUCUUGCAGUAUUGCAUGAAAACAUUACAGAUUCAAUCGGAAAGUAGUUUGGCUGAAUACGAUGUUGACGACGAGGAUAUUUAUUGUACUAUAUUGUACAAUGAUGAAACUCAUACCUUUGAUCAGGUCAUUCAAACUUUAACUUCAAUAGUGAAGUGUACUAAAAAGGAAGCGAUUGAGUACGUUACCAGCAUUGAUCGUGAGGGACGGGCUGUUGUCAAAUGUGCCCCGUUUGAGACAUGUAAAAAGUUGAAGGAGGACGUCGAGAAUAAGGUUAUCCGAUCCACGAUGACAGCCAAAGCUUCUCCAUUGAAAGUAACGGUUCUACAUAAGAAUGAGGUUGCUUGUCAGCAUCUAGCUAUGCAAGUCUUGGGAUGGUUUCAAGAGUUCCUCACAAGACACUCAACAUUCAGGUUGAUUUUCUGUAAUAUUGUUGCUGAGAUUAACAUACCGUACAAUCUGAAGCAGAUUUUGAGCAAUGAUCAUAAACUAUGGAAGUCGGCUCGAACCUGCUGGCAUCGACUCCUGAUUUCCGGCAUGCUGAUGGAAUAUGAGAACAAAAAAGCGUUAUCUGUGAUGUUUACCAAGCUGUAUGCCAAUUUAAUGCAGGAUUUCAUCCGCGAUGAUCAUUACCAUUCGUUUUCCAUUGUGUCAUUGAGCGUUCAGUUGUUUACGGUGCCGACAAUUGCACACCAUCUCAUCGCCCAUGAGCUGGCUUUCUUUAAGUUGAUGCACACUUUCUAUUCCGAAUCAAUAGAAAAAUAUGUCAAAAAUAAACAACUUCAGUUCGCGAAGAACACAUCAGCGAUGAACGUUUUCAAACGAGCAUCCUACAUCUUGAUCGAUUUGAAGUAUCUUCUCAGUUUCAAACCUGACGUAUGGACCCAGGAGCUGCGUACAGGCUUUCUGCAUGGCGUGCAGAUUCUUAUUCGACUUUUAAAGUGCAUGCAAGGAAUGGAUGCAGUCACACGGCAAGUUGGACAACACAUGGAGUAUGAGCCAGAAUGGGAAACGGCAUUCACCCUGCAUCUAAAGUUAUCGCAUUUGAUCACCUUGGUGUUAGAAUGGUGCAGUACUGAUAAAGUAGUAUUGGUUAAAGUGUAUCGCAUGCUUUUGGCUGCGCUAACUGAAAUCAAAUUUAUUGUUUCUGAGGCAAAGGUUGAGGUACGAGAGCUUGCUGACCAUAGUGCUUCUUGUCUUAUGUAUGAUGUAUCUGCUAAACCAGUAUCCAUUCACUUGCCUCUGACACGCUUUAUGGCUGGACUUUAUGUCCAUUUUGAGAAGUUUGAUUUGACAUUCGAUACGGCAGCUUCCGAUAAACCAACUCCAGAACAGAUCAUAGAACCUGUUCUGAGUACCAGAACAAUGAUUUCUCAAGUUUAUGCUGGAAUGUGGCGACGAAAUGGGUAUUCGUUACUCAACCAGCUCUACUUCUAUCGGAAUGUGAAGUGUCGCUACGAGAUGCUGGAUCGUGAUGUUGUGAUCCUUCAAAUUGGUGCUUCAUUGGUAGAGAGUAACGAGUACCUGAUCCACGUACUGAGCAAGUUUAAUCUAAUCGAAUGGACAAACGACGACUACGAACCGUCAAACGCAGCUAAUCCUGAAGAAGAUUGCGUCAGACAGGUGAUCAACAUGGUGGAUGAAUUGCUGGAACUGCUCAUAAUCGUUGUGGGUGAAAGGUACGUCCCGGGAAUCGGAAUGAUCUCUGAGGAUGAUCGAAUCAAGAAGGAAAUUGUGCAACAGCUCUGCAUUAAGCCUUAUUCGCAUUCAGAGUUGAAUCGUGCCCUGAAUGAAGAUUCCAGUAGCGAAACUGGCAUGGAAAACGUGAUUGAUGAAAUUGCAACAUUUGAGAAGCCAACCAAGUCCGACAAAAAAGGCGUUUACAAAUUAAAACCCGAAUAUUUUAGCUGGUACAAUAUGUACUUCUAUCACUACAGCAAAGAAGAUAAAUCUAAAUCAGAGGAAGCCCAAAGAAGACGACGCAAAGAGAAGAAUGAGCUGGUAUGCUGCCCACCGCCAGAACUGCCGCAGCUGACUCUAUCAUUCAGCAUGCUUGCAAAUUUGUUGCAAUGUGAUGUGAUGCUUCUUAUCAUGCAGACGGUGCUUAGACGAGCUCUUGACCUUAAAGCGAUUACGUUUUCAGAAAGCCAUGUUCAAAGGAUUCUACACCUAAUUGGCUACGCUAUUCAAGAAGAGGAAUCUGGAAAUUAUCCUUUCCUAAAAUUUAUUGAGAGAUCUAAUAAGAUGAAUCUUCUUCCAAUGCUAGAAGAAUUGGUGAAUAAUGCAAGGGUUGAAUCCCAAAGGGAUCUUUUAUUGUGGGUCAUACAAAAAUACAAAGAUGUAAUUCUCAAAUUUCAAGAUAAAAAGAUAGACGAAGAUCAAGUAAGCAGCGAUCAGCCACAGACUUCUUCAAUGACCCAGAUAGAAGCAGAAAGGCUGGAAAAGGAGGAAAGGGCAAAGAUGGCGGCCAAACGGCGUGCUCAAAUAUUGGCUCAAAUGCAGAAUGCCCAGAAAAAUUUCAUGACAUCCAAUGCCGAACUCUUCGAAAACUACAGUGAUGACGAGAAAAAUGCAGGUUGCAGUAGCAUGGAUUGGCAAGUUUCAACUGAAGAAUCUGGAGAACAGGCAUGCAUUGGAUUGAAACGAAAAAUUCAGCGGGUAGAAGAUGCUAGGCAUCGGUGUAUUCUCUGUUCGGAAGAGUCCACGGUUACAAAAACCGAUGAAUGCAUGGUUUAUGCCGCAUUUGUUCAAAAAUCAAGUGUACUCUCUCGCUAUCAGCAAACAGACGAUCAAGGACAGCUCAAGUAUUUGGAAACUAGCACUCACCCUUCUCCGCAUGUCAGCACUUGUGGACAUGUAAUGCAUGCCUCUUGCUUUGAAAAAUAUUUCAACAACGAAAGGAUUAAGGAAAAUCGUCGUCCUUAUCGCAAUAGAACCCCUGUAUUGUUCGACAUAGAUAAAAGAGAAUUUCUCUGUCCACUAUGUCGGUUUUUGAGCAACGCUCUGCUGCCGCUAUUGCCAGCUCUGGGAGCAUUCAAUGAAAAUACUAACUCUAUGAAAUCAGUACCAGAUGCAAUCGAUUUCCAAAACUGGCACGUGCUGAUGGAGGAGUUUUCUGCUGUUCUUAAAAGCGCCAAUUCCAGCCAAAUGGAAACUCAGCAAGAAUCGGAAACCGAAGAGCAACCCAACGUAACUUGUAUGCAGGCGUACGAGGAAACUGUUAUCCCAAAACUUUCAACUUCAUUGGGCAUCGCAUUGCACGGGGAUGAUUCUAAUACAAAAUCAUUGGUCGGAGAGUCUAUAGAGGAGUACAUCAAUAAAUUCUGCACCGCCGUGCAUGAUGUAGCUCCCUUCCCAUCAACAUCCAGACAUUUUGAGGAGUAUCUCGUCACAUGGUUGUCAUGUGCGUAUACAAUUGAAUCACUAGAGAUGCUGCUCCGUGCAACAGAUAAGCAGCUCAGCGGAGAACUGUCUAUACGGUAUACGUCUUGCUUGAGUGGAUUCGUCCGGGUUUCUGCGGUGUUGGGAAACAACAUAAAGCGAUUCAAUCCGGGCUUGAUUGAUUAUAUGUGUGAUCUGUACGAUACGCUGUUUGGAAAACGAGGAUCUUCUUUCUUGGAAUGGGACAUCUUCAGCAUGAUGAUAUCGUUAAUAUUUGCGACCCGAUGCGUUCUAUUUAGCACUAGCAGAGAAGAAGCUAUACCAAAAGGAAAUGCAAUUGACCAUGACAUUCUGAUCGCCAUGUUCCUGGUAAAUGCAGUGAGAAUCGUUGUCACACAUGAAAUUAAAUUUUCCAAUGCUAUGGACAUCGAUGAUGCGGCGACUGUAAAUGACAAGGGGUUGUCUAAAAAUUUGUGUAAUAUUUUCACGAAGCAUAACAUCUAUCAUAAAGAUGAUGAUGAUAAUAUCCCAAUAUCUAUGGGACAUCAUCUAGUACAGACCAUAAAGAAGCAGAGUCAAACAUUUCUUAGGUGCUCAUGCUUGUUGUUCCAUGCAAUAACUGAUGCAGAGCUUCCUAGUGGCGAUAAUUUUGAGGCACUUGCUUCAUAUCUAGGCCUGGAAACAGAUAUUUGCACGUAUUUCAACAACGAUAUUUACAGUCAGUUCAUUUCAAAUUUAAUCACUGCUAAUCUUCAAGAACUUCAAACUGUUAGGCAGAACAUACGAAACAAGCAAUCUGAAGACAUUGUUCCGAUUAUUCAAGCUAUACCACCUAUUCGACAGCUGAUAGAUCUUCCGGAAGAUUACAGUGACCUGAUCAACAGUGUGUCAUUUUUCACGUGUCCCAAUAAUGUUAGAGACGAUUCACGUAACCCAACAAUGUGUCUAGUCUGCGGAGAAAUAUUAUGUUCACAAUCAUUUUGUUGUCAGAAGGAACUGGAUAAGAACUCAGUAGGUUCAUGUACGUAUCAUGUGCAUACAUGUGGUGCCGGAAUUGGAGUGUUCCUAAGAAUUCGAGAGUCAGAAAUAUUGUUGCUAGGAAUGAACAAGGGCUGCUUCAUACCUGCUCCCUAUCUGGAUGAGUACGGCGAGACUGAUCAAGGAUUGCGUCGUGGUAAUCCAUUGCGGCUAUGUAGGGAACGUUAUAAGAAGCUACACAUCACCUGGCUCAGCCACGGUAUUCACGAAGAAAUUACUCGCCGCACUGAAACGCAACAGACAUUGUUCGCAACACAGUGGCAGAAUCUAUGAAAAAUAAUUAAGAAACAGGUGUUAAUCUAAAAAAAUGUAGCGCAGAAUAUCAUAUUUAUGCAGCCCGAACUAGAACCUAGUACGCCAAGUAGUUCCAGUGGUAAUCCAAACGCGCCGACUUAUGUGAAUAAUAAUACAACUAGAUAUGUUUUAUGUAAUUUUGUUUUGCUAUAUUUUCAGCUGUUGAUAGAGAAUUUAAUGAAAGUCUGUUUCAUGAUGUGAGUAAAUACAGAUCUUGCAUCUA